Ogataea haglerorum is the source of this 972-nucleotide messenger RNA. RefSeq lists its product as uncharacterized. The coding region runs from base 1 to 972 and encodes 323 amino acids. The transcript has a single exon. Lineage: Eukaryota; Fungi; Ascomycota; Pichiomycetes; Pichiales; Pichiaceae. The record is from RefSeq and is a predicted model, not a curated record.
AUGGUCCGGGUGCUCGAGGACAACUUCGAGAAGGACGUGGCCCGCGACUUCGAGCAGCUGCGCAAGGAGAUGUACGACAACAAGCUGUGCGAGCUGCACCAGCCGCUCAUCCACGUGUACCUCAAGUCAAACCAGUACUUCAUCACGGCGUGCCGCCCGCUCGCGCUCGCCGUGUUCAAGAAGUUCAUCGCCACCGACGACGCCCGCAUCACACAGGUGCUGCGCAAGUGCAUCAACGCCGCCAAGGAGACCAUCUCCGUGCUGCGCCACCUCAAGCUGCUCAAGCUGCUCAUCACCUUCGACUACUGGCACACUCACUUCCUGUUCAACUCGAUCCUCAUCCUGCUCAUCACGCUCAACCUCGAAAACAACCGCGCAGCGCUCGCGCGCGGCAUCGACCUGCUCAAGUUCAUGGCCCUCGCCGGCAACCACGUCUCCAAGGACUCGCUCAACAAGCUGAUCCAGCUCGUGCGCAUCUUCAACGACCUCGGCUUCAACCUCGACUUCGACCUCACGCUGCCCAAGUUCGACGCGCCCUACGAGCCACAGACGGUCGACAGCCCCGAGGACAGCGUCGACAUCCAGCUCAUCCACCCUGACACCAACCCCCUGGACCAGAACAUCCAGGACCAGAUCGACCAGACAAACUUCCAGCUCCAGCAGCAGCAGCAGCAGCUCCACCACCACACAGAACAGCUGCCCUUCAUCUUCCCCAACCCAGAGGACUUUGCAGGCAAGCAGCCGCCGAGCAGCUAUCCGCAGGACGAGCUGUUCAACUCCAACUCGAGCUUUUUCGACAACCUGCUCAACAACAUGCAGACGUGGGAUCUGGCGCCCAGCUCGACCGGUCUCGACGCCAGAACGGAGGCGUCUCCCUCUCUGCAGGACCCCAUGUUCUCCUCGCCUCCCUUCGCGCCGCCCAACCAGACUCGUGCAGAACGCGAUCCGCUCAAGUCUAGACCGCUUACGUAA